GUUGCGCGACACAAGGCACAAACAUGGGUCUGCCGGAUAUAGACAACAUACCGGAUACCGGGGCGGUAUUCACUAUCGGACGCAGCAGAUUUGCCGAUAACUUCGCUUCGCAUUUUUUCAUCCGACAGGACCCGGUGGUAUCCAUCGUUUGCGGGGACGAGCACUCGGCCGUCAUAUGCCAAAGCGGCAGACUUUUCGUCUUCGGGAGCAAUGACUGGGGGCAGUUGGGCCUCGGGCACAAGAACCACGUUAGCAAACCGUCUUGCGUAAAGAUCCUGAAACCAGAAAAGGUGACUAACGUUGCGUGCGGAAGAGCUCACACUCUGAUAUGUACUGGUGGUCAAAAGAUCUUUGCAUGCGGAAGCGACCAGGAAGGUCAAUUAGGUCGCGGAGGAUUGGCUGCUGGAGACAGUUCGACUACUCCUGUUCUGAUUUACGAUUGCGGAUCGGCUGGACCAAGCAUAUCGCAGGUCGCCGCUGGGUCUCAUCAUUCUAUGGCACUUCUCAGUGACGGGGGAGUCAUCGCCUGGGGCAGUAAUCUUGAGGGACAGUUAGGGCUGGCCGGUACUUCCGGUUUAGUCAACAAGCCGACGAAGGUUCCGAUUCCAGAAAUCAUAAAAGCGAUCAGCACCGGAUACUAUCACACGGCGUUUUUGACCGAAAGCGGCCUCAUAUACGUCUGUGGCGAGGCUGAAAGUGGCAAGCUAGGAAUCGUUGUCAACUUCUCUACCCAAGCCGCUCCGAAACAGUUGCAGCUUCCGGGUCCAGCUGCGAAGAUCGUUUGUGGAGGACACCACAGUCUCGUUCUAACCGAAACCGGCGAACUCUACUGCUUCGGAAGCAACGUCAGCGGGCAAUUAGGGAUGGGUGUUGACGUAACAGAAGUACAAACGCCGAAGCUUCUUCCCCGUGGCGUUUCCGAGGGAGAAGUUAUCACCGAAAUCGCUGCUGGAGAAAGUCACACGGCUUUAGUUACGGAAUCUGGCAAGCUGUUUAUGUGCGGCGAUGGAAGACAUGGGAAACUCGGUCUUGAAGAAAAUGAAAACAACGUCCACGAAAUAACGUAUGGGGCUAAAUAUGAAGAACUCAUGAUAACCGAUGUCUCAUGCGGCGGUUGUCACACAAUUCUCAUCGGCAAAAGACGCGAAGAAGUCGAGGAAGAGCCUGCCAGUGUGGAACCGGAACACGUCGCGAGGAAGAAUUCUCUGCCACCGUUGAAGAUCGCGGCGCUUGGUCGAAUUGCAGGUGACAUAUUGCCAGACAAGAACGAUCUCGACAACGCGAUAAAAUCUGUUGAAAAUAGCAUUACAGAGACGAAGGAUAAGGUGAAGGAUACUUUGACGAAUGCGAAGACGGAACUACAGAGCAACGUCGAAAGCGUGGUGAAAAAUGUUACCGAUACCGUCAAGAAAGACGUCGAGGUGGUGAAAAAAACCGCCGAGGGUAUGAUGGGCAGUGUUACAGACGCGAUGAACAAUAUUAAGAAACCGGAAUUCCCUAAGAAGCUCGCCGACUAUAUAGAGGAAGAGAAUAAGACUGAAGAAUUGCUGAACGAACUAGCCAACGAAACUGACGAAACAACGAACAACAAUCAGACGAACAAAGACGAUUCUGGAAGAGUAGACAACGCCGAGCAAUCGGUGGAAAGGAUGCAAUCAGCGACCGCUAGUUUGAGAUCUACCAUUUCAGCGAGAAGUAAUCGAUCGACUGAUAGGCAAAUUAAAUCACCCGUUAGCUCUGCCUUGGCAAUGGAAAAGCCAGCAUCUCCCAUGGACGAACAUCAAAUCCCUCCUCCUAAGCCACCGAGACAAAAAUCUGGUCUGUCGGAUGAAGCGGUGAAAGAAGGGAAGAGUGCAUCACUUUCGAACAAAUCGGCAAAAAGCGCCGGUAACGUGUCGAUGAAUGGAACUGGGGAUUCUACAAGUCCUUUUGAAGAAAACAAUCAAAUUCAUGAGCUUGAGGAAACGAUUAAGAAAUCGGAUACGCGGCGAAGUUCUAAAGCAGCUCGAUCAAUAAAUGGAGAAGAACAACCGGUUCCAGACAGUGAUCGACAAACGGAAGAAAAAGAGAACAAUAUACACGAAGAAGAACUUGAAAAGGAACAGGAAAAAGGAGAGACGGAAACGGCGCAGGACGAUGCUGAUGUAAUAGAACCUCCGCCGCAAAAAACAGAAACGUUUCGUGUUAUAGGAAAAAUUGCGAAACUAUUCAAAGGGAAAAAACAGGAAUUGCAAAAUGGCGUUAAUGGAGGCAGUGCAUCUAAUUCAAAAGUGAAAUCAAAGACGUGUACCGUGCUGUAACUGAGACGACUUGGACGUGAAGUUAUAUUUUAUUAUAUUUUUUUAUGAAUUAUACAACAUCCGGGCUCGGGACCAAGUUGUGAACGAAAUCAAAAUUAUACAGGAAAGUGAUGACCAUCAUUUUAUAUACAAGCAAUGUCACUUUAUAUUGCUCUAAUAUCAAAAUAUUAUAGAUGUGUAAAACGUUAACUUAUUUAAGGCUGUUCUUAGUAUAAUUUAAUCUUGUAAUAAAUAAUAUAAUAUACAAUAAAAGAAAAUAUAUCACACGAGAUAAUAUUAAAAAGAAUGGCAAAGUGAAUCUAACAUUUUAUAGAAAUUUCAACAGCCUGUGUAUUAGUCAUUGCAGUUACAACACGUCCACUGAAACGCUACCUCUGCAUGCGAUACUGCGCCAACUUAAACAAUGUCUGAGCAUUAAUUAGUUUACUAUUAGCGACGUAAAGUUCCUAAAAGGAGAUUCAAAACUCUUAGGCAACAAGGUGACUAGAUCUAGUAACCAAGUUUCCACAAUUUUUACAAAAGUAGUUGUAUGCGAGAUGUCCAACUGAAAUUUAUUAACACUGAAUCGUAUGAAGUAUCCCUCUUUUUUACCUCAACUCAAAACAUCUCAACCCAUUGGUAGACUGGUCCAAUUACUGAACAUACAAACAGUCCAACCCACAAAAAACAAAUCUGAGAAAAAUUUUAUGCAAUACCCCUAGAGUCCAUCUAUCUCAAUAAAUCUUAAAGCUUGAGUGGUUUAAUAGCCAUGAAAUAAGUAUUCUGAGAAUUGCUUCAUUUGAUACAAAUUUACAUUUAUAUACUAUAUCAUAGGAAACAAUUAUAAUACUUGAAUAAAUUAUAAUACAUAUCAACUAUGAAUUCGUCCAACAUCCAGCUGACGGACUAUCUUAAAUUUAAUAGUUUUCAAUAAAGCUUUUCACGACGUUAUUCAAAUUAACAAAUACCGUAUUACCCUGAGUAUAAGUCAAUUCUGAACAUAAUUCGCCCCCCAUUUUUUCGACUUCUUUCCAGGAAUUUUUUAUAGGAAUCGAAUAUAAGUCGCAUUUUAUGACAUGUUAUCAUCACAGAAGUAGGAAUAUUUAUUUUUAAUAUUACCUUUUUAUACAUAUUUAUGAAUACUUAAGUUGAAAAUGAGUUUUUUCCAGCGAUAAAUAAAAUUUCCAAACAUGUCCCGAAUGUAAGUCAAUCCCGCGUAUAACUUAAGCACGAAUUUUUACGGAAA
Messenger RNA from Neodiprion fabricii, 3525 nucleotides. RefSeq names its product X-linked retinitis pigmentosa GTPase regulator. The coding region runs from base 24 to 2300 and encodes 758 amino acids. Gene Ontology annotation, molecular function: electron transfer activity; heme binding. The record is from RefSeq and is a predicted model, not a curated record. Lineage: Eukaryota; Metazoa; Arthropoda; Insecta; Hymenoptera; Diprionidae. The transcript is spliced from 12 exons.